AUGCAUACAUUCUUUAGCCGGAAGGCGAGGUCCUUUUUACUGUCAAUCCUUUCCCUUGUCGCGUUCACAGUCUUCUUCCAUUUGUACUGCAGCGACCUCGAAGAGUCCUGGACAUCGUACGCACUCAAAUCCGGCAAGAAGUGGCCUUCGAUAUUCGAACAUGAUGGGAAGGAAGCGCAGCAAGACGUAUUGUCACCAUCCCAACCCUUAGUAUCAAGCUCUUUAGACAACGAACGCUCGCAAUUGCCUACAUCGACGGCCGGGCUAGACAAUAUGGGGAUGCUUUUAAGUCCCGCUACACCUACACCUACAGCAUAUAAGGAAAAUGAGGAAGGGCAACACAGUUCAAUAGUACACACGCUUUCUGUUGUCCUGCCUUCAACCUCAAGCACCUAUCCGACUGCCGAAUCCCCAAAGGCUACCGGUCUCACUGGAGCAAUUGUAGCAGCAGUGGGCUUGGCUACAGAUCUCAACUGGGUAACUGAAAUACGAGACCCUAUGUGGAAGCUCCACCGUUACAACUACGACGAUCCUUCGCCUCCACCCUCUACGUACUUCCCCGCAAACGGGGGAAACGAGGCAAUGAUGUACCUCAGCUACAUCAUCAACAACUACGACUCCCUCCCAGAUUACUCCGUCUUCAUUCACGGCCACCAGUUCUCCUGGCACCAGGAGGGCGACAUGGUAGCCAUCAUCAACGAUUUUCGACUGCCGGCUCUGGAUAAGGCUGGAUACGCGCCGCUGAGGUGCGAUUGGUACCCAAGCUGCCCGCGGGAGAUUCGCCCCGUCGAUCACGACGCCGUGGUAUGGGGACCCGGCGUACACCGCGAGGACACCGAAUACGAGAUCGGAAGAGUCUGGUCCACGCUCUUCGGGCGCGACGUCGAGCUUCCACGCACCAUCGCCAGCCAAUGCUGCGCCCAGUUCGCCGUUACUCGGAAAGCCAUCCAGCAGCGGCCGAAAGCAGAAUACGAGCGUAUGAGACGGUGGCUGAUGGACACGGACCUCAUCAGCGACGUCAGCGGUCGGGUGUUCGAGAAGCUCUGGGCUUACAUCUUCACGAGAGAGGCGAUUCGAUGCCCACCUCCGCAGCAGUGUGCGUGCGAAUACUUCGGGCGCUGUGAACCUAAGGGAUGGUCGCUACCGCCACCGGGAAUCGAAAAGUGGCCCGAGGAGUUUGACCACUAUGUCCCUGACAUCGAUACCACGGAAACUAUGAACGCAACGUCCAGGCCACAGAGGUAUCCCCCGCGCAAAGCUUAA
Trematosphaeria pertusa is the source of this 1263-nucleotide messenger RNA. RefSeq lists its product as uncharacterized. NCBI's taxonomy places the organism in Eukaryota, Fungi, Ascomycota, Dothideomycetes, Pleosporales, Trematosphaeriaceae. The transcript has 2 exons. Bases 1 to 1263 code for a protein of 420 amino acids. The record is from RefSeq and is a predicted model, not a curated record.